UUUUCGCUCGAUAUCGGUUAUCCGACAUAUUUGAAUAGUUAUCGAGCGAUCCGCGAGCGGCGGUCAUCGAUGACCGCCGUGGCAGUCAACGCGCGUCAACAUCGCUUUCGUCCACCGUAGUGGAACGGCCGCGGUCGGUCUACGACCAGCGUCGCUGUUUCCCUCGUUCCGCCGGCGAAUGUUCGUGAAAAUGUGUACAACCGAGCGGAGCACUCGAGUCGACAAUGAGUCUUGAUUAUCGAUUCAAUAGAAUUGGUUCAACUUCCUGCGGCCGCGUUCCAUCUCCCACCACUCCUCCCCUAGCCUCUUCCUAGCAAUUCUCCUUAGCAGCGCCGCUCCCCCCUGCCCCGUCUUCUCGCACGCAAGGGUAAACCCCGAUACAACGCGACAGCGAAACCGCCGAGCAACACCUACUUGUCUCGAAUUCCUCCGAAAAACUGGGAGAACGUCUCUCGAGAUUCAUCCUUUAUGCCUGCACCCGGACAAAUAUUCAAAUACAUUUCACGUAAUUCGUAAUUGAACCAGGUGACCCGUGCACGACGAGUACACCCGCCAUUUUGAAACCCAAAGCGCUGCUUCGACGAGUUUCCUUUUCAUUUCGCUUUAAAUAUUCGAAUGGACAUCGCGUUUGCCCUUCGCCCGACGCGUAUACUCGUCGUUGCCCGAUUCCAUCGGUCGGUCCCUCAUCGAGCGCGAAAGCAAAGCUCGUUGUUCCCCGUGCAUGCCGAACAAGGGAAAUUCCCCUCGGUUUCCCGUUGUUCCAUCGACUUUCGAGCCGCGUCCAGGGCACGAGAACUUAUCGUUCCACAUUGAUCCGCGCGUCGUCGGGCCGAAGGUUGCCUUUAUCGAUAAACUGGACGCGGCAGCGUCGAGUCGCUCGCGGGUUCCACGGCCGCUUGGGCGUCGAAUUGAUGGAACGCGUUCGGAAUAUCCGUUGCGACUUAUCCGGCGUAUCGCGAUAGGCCGGCUCGAUAUUAUCGGGCCGAUAACGGGAAACCGAGAGGAUCGUCGAUCCGCGACGAACAGUGUUCGAAAAACAGGCCGACGGGCGAUUGUUUCCGAGAAUCGUCCUGUUCCUCGGUUCACUGCCGGUGAACAAGAAGAAGCGUCGAGCCCCAAGGAUCAUCCUCUAACUCCCAAACUCGCAGAACAGCGAUAACGAUAUUCACGGUCCGCCGCGUGAAAAGCUGUGUCGUAUGCGGCGUAUGCGGCGUAUGCGGCGUAUGCGAAACCGAACGGCCGAGGAAGAUUUCAUGGUGAGGAUAAUCGGGACUGGCGUCCAGGCAACCCAUUAUGGUUCAGGGGGAAAUGGAAGUCAGUGGCCUUAAUUCCGCGACAUCCGUAUCACGGAAACGACGAGCUACGAACGUUACGAAGGUAACGGCAUUCCUCCUUUCGAUUUCGCAGAGGACACUGCGAGCCAAACGAUAGAGAUGCGGGAGAACGAAACGUCGUACGCACCGCCCGUCCACGCGGGUCCGAGAGUGAUCACGUCGCAGCCACACGGUACGAUACGCGAAGUCCGACAACCGACGAGGCCCACCCCCCAGAACAGCCUGGACUGGGUGCCGACUCCGAUGUCUCAGCUGAGCACGCUGUCGGGGACGUAUUCUCUGGGCAACGUGGACCAGCUGGAGAUCCAGCAGAUCGUAGACUUGAGCACACUGCUGGGCAGAUCGGACAGGCGUUUUCAGUACAGGAUAAGAAUCCCGAAAGCGGAAACAUUGUUCCUGGCCACGGAGUCGAGGUCCGAGAGCCAAUCGAAUCCAUUCAGUUGCUCGACAUUAAUCCAUGAGGAUUUCACGUUGAACGUCUUGGACCGACGCGGCAUGUCCGGGUUCGUCAUGAAAAUGAAUACGAGAUGGACCUACAGUUUCAACAGAUUGCACAAAAUUACAGUGGGAAACGAGAACCUUAUCGGAACGGUGGAAGAAAAUUUCGGCGUGAUAGGAGCCAAGUUUACGGUGUACGACGAGACACGGAAAAAGCUGUGCAACAUUGUUGGCCCGAACGUGUGCGGCUGCUGCAUGUACCAGGAGGCGCAAUUUCAAGUUAUUACAAUCGAUGGCACUCAUCAGAUCGCAACCCUGAUGCACCAAUGGGACGAUAUCACGCGUGAUUAUACUUUCUUAGCCACUUUUCCAGCGGACCUGAAUAUAAAACUGAAAAGUUUACUCCUCGCUGCUGUUUUUCUACUGGAGCACAUGUAUUUCGAACGAAUAAGAAGAACGUCACGUAUCUGAAAUAGGAAUGAAAAUAUGUAUACGUACUGUUGAAAAUGUGUUAUCGAAGAAUGUAAUUUUGUAUAAACUAAUUUUCAUUUAAAUCGACGACAAAAAAUAUACC
Nomia melanderi (Alkali bee) is the source of this 2346-nucleotide messenger RNA. Its product is annotated as dehydrogenase/reductase SDR family member 7. The record is from RefSeq and is a predicted model, not a curated record. Gene Ontology annotation, cellular component: plasma membrane. NCBI's taxonomy places the organism in Eukaryota, Metazoa, Arthropoda, Insecta, Hymenoptera, Halictidae. Gene Ontology annotation, molecular function: phospholipid scramblase activity. Gene Ontology annotation, biological process: plasma membrane phospholipid scrambling.